This is a messenger RNA of Xiphophorus couchianus (Monterrey platyfish), 3022 nucleotides long. It is a transcript of the gene synprb, whose product is annotated as synaptoporin b. Gene Ontology annotation, cellular component: synaptic vesicle; synaptic vesicle membrane. The coding region runs from base 68 to 979 and encodes 303 amino acids. The record is from RefSeq and is a predicted model, not a curated record. NCBI's taxonomy places the organism in Eukaryota, Metazoa, Chordata, Actinopteri, Cyprinodontiformes, Poeciliidae. The transcript is spliced from 5 exons.
CAGUUACAUCUCAGCCUGAUGACUACAGCUGCCGGCGCUGCAUGGAGUAAGGCUCUUUGGUCUUUAAAUGUGUAUGGUUAUAUUUGCUCCGAUUUUUGCCAUUUGUGCAUUUGCCACCUGUGGAGGAUAUCAUGGCUAUCUUCAGGUUAAAGUGGACUGCUCUGCCCAGAGACAGAACAACCUCAGCAUCAAUAUUGAUUUUGGCUAUCCUUUCAGAUUGCAGCAGAUCCACUUCAAAGCUCCCUUAUGUGACACAAGCAGAGAAGAAGUCGUUUUCCUCAAUGGCGACUUCUCUGCUGCAGCUCAGUUUUUCGUAACUGUGGGUGUUUUGGCAUUUCUGUACUCCUUCUUUGCAACAUUUGUCUACGUUUUCUACCAGAACAAGUAUCUGAAGAACAACAGAGGCCCUCUGGUGGAUUUUCUUGUCACUGUUACCUUUUCUCUAAUGUGGCUGCUCAGCAGCUGCUGUUGGGCUAAAAGCCUCACUGAUAUCAAGGCAGCCACAAACCCAACAGAGGUACUCCUUCUCAUUGCUUCCUGUAGAGAGAAGGAAAAUAGAUGUGCCACCACGCAGGAACCUCUCUGGUCUCGUCUAAACACUUCCACUGUUUUUGGUUUUCUUAAUGCAAUCCUCUGGUCUGGAAACAUUUGGUUUGUCUUUAAAGAGACAGGCUGGUACAAGACUGGCCAGAGAUACCCAAGUAGGACUUCUUCCAGGAAACGAUCCAGUGAAAUGCGAGAGCGACUCUACAGCGAGUCCAGCUUUGACCAGCCAGAUGACAGUUUUGGCCCCUUCAGACAGGACAGCUUCACUGAGUCAAGAGGGGACUACGACAAACAGUUCGAGAGACAAGCUAGCAUCAACCAAUCACAAGUAAGCUUCAGCUUACCAGAGACAUAUCUGGGCAAAGCAGUGAUUUAUGAGAGAGAGAAUAAAGUAGCUUCUCAAGGACCUGUGAUUUUUGUUAAUGAGAUGUGACCUUAACAUAAUGUGAGCUAAAAUAGCGCUGUAUUCUUAUAUUACUACUCACAAAGAUAAUUAGAAAUCAGCAAAUUUUACAGAUGUAGGAGUUAAAAUUUGUGUAACAAAAAUAUGCUUGGAAAAAUGCUAAGUUUAACAGUUGUCAGAUUUCAAGGACAAAGUAAGAUCACUAAGGACCGGGCUACACAGCUGUUUCUCUCUGCUUUACUGAAAAUCCAUUAAUGCAGUAAACCCCUCCAGGUAAUAGAAAAUAGCCAUCUAUACAGAUAAAACGAAACUAAAAAGAAUUAAAGUUAAUCUCCAUUACUCUUUCAAACAAAAUAGUUCAUUAACUUUUUUUCUUUGCAUACACAAUGUCAUGAGACGAUUUUACGUACAAGAUCUCUGUAAAAGCAAUCAUUUUGCCACAACUCUCCAAAAAUACUAACAUUUAAAAAUAAUUAAAUAAUGAUAGUAGACAUGUCCAUUUACAGUCUUUAAUGUCUUACAUUAGGGAUUAGCACCAUUAGUAUGGUUAGAGCUAUUAAUUGUAAGCACAUGUCCCAUGUAUUUUCUCUAGAUAGAAAACUUUAAUAUUUCCCAAUAAAAGUCCCAGUAUUUUACAAGGAGCACCACUAUAUUUGGUGAUCAUUGUUGUGGUAAAAAUCUGAAAUAAAUCAUAAUUAAAAAAAUUAAAAAUACCUCAAUGAUACUUAAAAUGGCUCAAAGAAGCUUUCUGAUACUUCCACAAUGAAGGGCGUUAUAAUUGACUAUUAUUAUUAUUAUACCUUUUUAUGGGACAUUGACUAGAAAAUAAGAUAGUUUUAAUGUUUGGUUUGGUCAGCAAGUCAAAGAUUUUGUUAGUCAAUCCCUAGUUAGCAGAUGUGCUGUCUAAUGAAACAAAAUAUUUUUUAAUGCUAACUUUUUACUGAACUCGCAAUAAGGCUUUUUAAAACUGUUUUCUUUUUUUUUUUUUUUUUACAAACAUUCAAAUUACAACUUUCAAGUAAUCUAGUUGUUUCAGAUUUCUUUGAGUGUUUUCCAAAAUCUUUAAAUGUACCCUAGGUGUCAUGUCUGCAAAAUUCCCUCAAUGUGCCCUACUUUUUUGAGGAUAUUCUGAAGGGAUCUUGAUUUAUACUUUUCAGAACUUCUAAAAGGUAGUACAGAUUUGUGCUUCGAACCUUUUAGAUUUUUUUAUUUUUUACCACUUAGUUCUUAGUUCAGUUUACGUGAAAGCAUUUUAUUCUUCAAAUGUUGCAUUUUGGAGCCUAUAAAUGCCUGAAUAGUUUAUGUCAAACUCCAAAGUAUUCCCCAAGCAGAGGAAAGGAAAACAAAGCUAAAAAGGACUUUGAACAGACCAUCAGAAAGUCUAUUGAAAUAUUGAUAAAGACUGGUUUUAAAGAUUGUAAGAAAGUCUAUCUUUCUGAGAUUUAAAAUACAAAGAAAUUAAUGAUCAUUGUUUCAUCACAUAAUCUUUAGAAUUGUGUUUUAAAAGUUGAUAUUCCUGGAUGUUCCAUUUGGAUUUGUAUUUUGGGUCAUGGGUAUGAAAUGACGUGUAUAAAAAUUGCAGUAUCAGUAGAAGAAAGUGUUUAAUGAGUUUUGUUACAUGGCUUUUUGUACUGGUGGAUUUCUUAAUAUUCUAAUUUGUGUAUCUCCUCUGCGUCCUCAAUUGGAGAUCUGAGAUGUUGUAGUUCUCUUGAUUGCAAAUCCUGUAGUUUUGUUUUGGUUUUCAAGUUAAUUGAAGGUCAGAAGUAAAAAGAUAAACACUUGCGCAGUAACAAGAAGUCAGGAUUUUUGUCUUUAAAAAAAUUACUGCAGUUUUUUAUUUAUUUGAAAAAUUAAGAAUAAUUGUCAUUUUAUCUUGUUUUACAUAGUCAUUAAAUACUUAACAUUUAGAUUCUAAUUAUAUUUUGAAGCAGGUGUUACUGCUUUUUUCUUAUUUGCUUUUAUGUGAGAAUGCAUUGUUCCUCUUUAAUUCUGUUGUAAAUGAAUCAAAACAGAGGAGUUUUGAUGUAAAGUCUUCUUAAAUAAUAAAUGUGAGAAGUUUACAUUUGAAAACCA